AUGGAAGAAACAAGAACACCACAAACCGCCGUUCAGACAAUCGCGACAAUGGAAACAAUGAAAAGCCCUGAUGCGGAGAAGAAACAAGAAGACACGAAGAUGGUGUUUUGUGUUCGAAACGAUUUAAAAAUGGGGAAAGGGAAAAUAGCUGCACAAUGUGGCCACGCUACAGUUGAAUGCACGUUAAUUUCUCUUGAAAAACAACCGGAACUGUUCAGAUAUUGGCAUGAACACGAUCAAACUAAAGUGGCUUUAAGAGUCGAGUCGCUGGAAGAGUUGGAAAUGCUUGAAAAAGAAGCCAAAAAACACAAUUUGGUCUGUGCUAAAAUUAUCGACUUGGGCAGAACCCAAAUAAAGCCAAACACUGUUACAGUGCUUGGUAUAGGUCCAGACACAGUAAGUAAGAUUAACGAAGUCACACAACACCUUAAACUUCUCAACUAA
This is a messenger RNA of Entamoeba invadens IP1, 444 nucleotides long. RefSeq names its product peptidyl-tRNA hydrolase, putative. The record is from RefSeq and is a predicted model, not a curated record. The coding region runs from base 1 to 444 and encodes 147 amino acids. Gene Ontology annotation, cellular component: cytosol; mitochondrion. The transcript has 2 exons. Lineage: Eukaryota; Evosea; Mastigamoebida; Endamoebidae. Gene Ontology annotation, molecular function: peptidyl-tRNA hydrolase activity.